Molecule: messenger RNA, 3251 nt
Organism: Lineus longissimus
Lineage: Eukaryota; Metazoa; Nemertea; Pilidiophora; Heteronemertea; Lineidae
Product: glutamine--tRNA ligase-like
Exons: 18
Coding region: 5-2377 (790 amino acids)
Biological process (GO): translation; glutaminyl-tRNA aminoacylation
Cellular component (GO): cytosol; aminoacyl-tRNA synthetase multienzyme complex; cytoplasm
Molecular function (GO): glutamine-tRNA ligase activity; ATP binding
Source: RefSeq, a predicted model, not a curated record
GCGCAUGCGUGUAACAGCAACAAGCAUGGCGAACGAACUUGUGGCACUUUUUACUAGCAUCGGUUUAACCGAGCAGAAGUCAAAAGAGACGCUAAAAAAUAAAGAAGUUUCAGAACGACUGAAAGAUGUUAUCAACGAAGCAAUGAAGCAUGCCAGUGGUUCAAUUGACAAGUCAACUGGUAAUCUUCUUUACCACAUUGCCACCAAGCUCAAGUCCCAAAUCAGGAACAGAGAACCACUUCUGGUAGGCUAUGUGGCAACCAACAAGAUCUCUUCGGAGGUACAGCUCAAUGCUGCCAUGGAGUAUUUACUCCAUCAUCCGCUUGACCCCUUAGAUGUGAAGGCAUUGGAGGAGACAGCUGGAGUUGGUGUUGUCAUCACACCUGAUCAGAUUGAAGAAGCGGUAGAGGAAGUAAUUAAGAAGCACAAGGCACAGCUGAUUGAGAAACGCUAUCACUUCAGCACCGGGAUCUUACUCGGCGAGGCAAGGCAGAAACUCAAGUUUGCCGACGGGAAAGCCGUCAAACAUGAAGUGGACAUGCAGGUGCUUGAUCUGCUCGGCCCAAAGACUGCAGCUGACAUGGAGAAACCUGUCAAACAGAAGGGACCCAAAGAAAACAAUGAAAAGAAAAAAGAGAAAACCCCUGCAAAUGCCAACGAAUCUGUGAUUAAAACUGAUGACGCAAUAUCAAGUACUGGAGAAGUAAAGAGUUUUAUGGAGCUGAUGGGUGAAGCAUGCAAGUUCCACAAAGUGGGUGAGAACUAUAAGACAGAUGGCUAUGUUAUUACACCUAAGACAAUGGAUAUCCUAAAGGAACAUGUAAAGGCCAUUGGCGGACGUGUGAUGACGCGAUUCCCUCCGGAGCCCAACGGUAUCCUGCAUAUUGGACAUGCCAAGGCUAUAAAUUUCAAUUUUGGAUUUGCAAAGCACAUGGGUGGCCUGACUUACCUGAGAUAUGAUGACACAAACCCUGAGAAAGAAGAGGAGAAGUUCUUUGUUGGUAUCCGGGAGAUGGUCGAGUGGCUAGGUUACAAACCGUUCAAGAUCACACACUCGUCCGAUAACUUCCAGAGGCUCUACGACCUCGGCGUUGAAUUGAUCAAGCGUGGCCAUGGGUACGUCUGUCAUCAAACGGCUGAUGAAAUCAAAGGAUUCAACCCGCCGCCAUCACCGUGGAGAAACAGGCCAAUUGAGGAGUCACUCAGACUUUUUGAGGACAUGAGGAAAGGAAAACUAGAGGAAGGGACUGCCACGAUGAGGAUGAAGACAACCUUGGAGGAAGGAAAACAGGAUCCGGUCGCUUUCAGAAUCAAAUUCACAGCUCAUCAUAACAGCAAAGAUGACUGGUGUGUUUACCCCACAUAUGACUAUACCCAUUGCCUCUGUGAUUCUAUAGAGAACAUCACUCACUCCCUCUGUACGAAAGAGUUCCAGUCAAGGCGUUCUUCCUAUUACUGGCUAUGCAACGUCCUUGACCUUUACUGUCCAGUCCAGUGGGAAUAUGGCCGCCUCAAUCUCAGCUACACCGUGGUAUCGAAGAGGAAGAUAGGGAAGCUGAUCACGGAGGGAAUAGUGAGAUCUUGGGACGACCCUCGAUUGUUCACCUUGACGGCGUUGCGUCGACGUGGCUUCCCGCCAGAGGCCAUCAAUAUGUUCUGUGCUAAAGUCGGUGUGACCAUGGCCCAGGUCACCCUCGACCCAUCCAUGUUGGAGGCCUGUGUACGAGAUGUGCUCAAUUUCAAAGCCCCUCGGGCUAUGGCAGUGCUAGAACCCCUAAAAAUAACCAUCAAAAACUUCCCCAAAGAUCUUAAAUCAGUGAAGGUACCAAACUUCCCAGCCGAUGAGUCGCGAGGUUUCCAUGACGUUGUUAUUGGUGCGACGAUAUUCAUUGAACAGUCCGAUUUUAGAGAGGUGAUGGAGAAGGGUUACAAACGUUUAACACCCGACCAGGCAGUUGGUCUGCGCCAUGCUGGGCUUGUUAUAUCAAUAGAGAAAGUUAUAAAGGAUAAUAGUGGUAAUGUGACUGGACUUGAGGUUAGCUGUAAGAAAGCGUCGGAGUCAGAGAAGCCUAAAGCAUUUAUCCACUGGGUUGCAGAUCCUCUCAAAUGUGAGGUCAGGAUAUAUGAACGAUUAUUUAUACAUAAAAGUCCUGAAGACCCUAAAGUGGUUCCCGGUGGUUUUAUCACUGAUUGCAAUAAGGAUACACUGAGAGUGAUAGAGAAUGCUUUAGUUGACAAGUCGGUCAAGGAUGCAAAGGUCUACGAUAAGUUCCAGUUUGAGAGGACCGGUUACUUCAGCAUCGAUCCUGAUUCUAAACCUAAUAAGCUCGUCUUCAAUCGAACAGUGACCUUGAAAGAAGACCCUGGCAAAAACUGACAACUGAUUGUCCUAAUGAAAUCAGCCAACACAACAAGUGCCUUCCCUUCCUCAUUGAAUAGAUGCUUUAUACCAAACUGUUAAGAGUCUAGGAUUAUUGAUUGGAUCCACUUCCAAUAUGUCUGAAAAUUCACUCCUAUUCUUUCGGACUAUUUCAAGACCUUUGCUGAAGAUGUUUGACUUAUUGCAACCCAAAGUAAACAUUUAUCAUGACAUUGGUACAAUACAAAAAGUACUUAUCAAGAACUUUCCAACGAAUAGUUGGAAUAUGAUUUGGGACAUUUAUUUGCAUCUUGGACUCAGAAACAGAUGCCCCAUCAGCCAUUCACGAGUUCAGAGGACCGGUCCCGUGUAUUGUAGUGGCCCACUGAGAGAGACUCUAACUGAUCACACAGUUUUCCCCUUUCCAAAUCUUGCUCUUAAAAUGACGUGGCAGUAACUCCUUGAUGAGAUACAUGAGGGAAGGAACUGUGGUAACUUCAAGGCUUAUGCUGAUCCUAAACAAGUAGAUACAAACAGUAGAACUCCAUUAAGGACAUCCUUGGGACUGACAAAUGCUGUCCUGAUAGAGGUGUCCUGAUUACAGAGGUCAAUUUUAGUGAAAGCAACCAAUUUGGUAACAAAUGGAGUGUCCUUAAAAUAGGAGUUAACUGUAGUUAGUAAUGAUUCUAAACUAUGAAAACCCUGUUACUUUAUCUCUAAACAAUUUCUAACACAUUAUGAACUUUCAACUAGGAAGAUACCUCACCAAGCCCUGUGUAUUCACGUCCUGGCCUGGAAGAUUCCGUGUCAACAUACUAAAAUAACUCAAUGGCUGUAUAAUGAACAUGGGUUUGACCAAGAUGUGCUUAAUAAACUUGAUUUAUUUAUUCAA